Stereum hirsutum FP-91666 SS1 is the source of this 729-nucleotide messenger RNA. RefSeq lists its product as uncharacterized. The coding region runs from base 1 to 729 and encodes 242 amino acids. The record is from RefSeq and is a predicted model, not a curated record. The transcript has 4 exons. NCBI's taxonomy places the organism in Eukaryota, Fungi, Basidiomycota, Agaricomycetes, Russulales, Stereaceae.
AUGACCCACCACCCAUCCCACUUCUCCUUCCUAGCAAACGUCUCCACACCCACACCCGGUCUCAUCCAGUCCAUAGCCGGAGCCGGCGCUCACUACUCUGACAUGAAUUCCGUAUCACAUACGGAGGGUCACCACAGACGGACAAGCUCCGGUUCGAAUGGACAUGGACAUUCACAUUCAGCUUCGGGGUUGCAAGUUGGGUCAGGGUCGGGAGGCGUGAAGCAUAGGCGGGUCAGUAGCGUUCCGGCUGGAGAGGUAAAUAUGGAGCUAUAUAAGGAUGUGCUAGAAGAUCUGCAGGAUUUGUAUGAGUGUAGGCCGACGAGGACAAUUAUGGAGAGGAGGUGGAGGAGGGACGCGGUGUUCGAAGACCCGUUGGCGAAGUGUCAAGGUUGGAAUGAGAUUGCUCCUCAGUGGUUCGCUAUGCCCAGAGUCUUUUCAAAGUCUACUACCCUCUCCCGACGGAUCCUCUCGUCCAUCGACUCCCCAAUGCGACGUCUCAUAUUCUACCAAAAGCAAGAGUAUGUCAUUCGCCUCACCGGGCUCAAGAAGGUAGUCGAGUCCAUCAUAGUCGUCGACCUCGACGACGACGACAAGAUCAUCCGUCUUGUCGACCAAUGGGACGGUAAAGAGCCACCGAAUGGAAUGGGCACUGCGCUCCUCCGCCGGCUGAACGGACGAACACUUCCGUGGAUCCCAUACCUAGGGCACGUCCCCAGGAACGGACAUUAA